Grammomys surdaster is the source of this 2576-nucleotide messenger RNA. It is a transcript of the gene Znf276, whose product is annotated as zinc finger protein 276. Gene Ontology annotation, molecular function: zinc ion binding; chromatin insulator sequence binding. Gene Ontology annotation, biological process: regulation of transcription by RNA polymerase II. Gene Ontology annotation, cellular component: nucleus; kinetochore; chromosome. The record is from RefSeq and is a predicted model, not a curated record. NCBI's taxonomy places the organism in Eukaryota, Metazoa, Chordata, Mammalia, Rodentia, Muridae. The coding region runs from base 339 to 2183 and encodes 614 amino acids. The transcript has 12 exons.
GGAGUGGAAGGGGUCAGUGCAGACAGUCCGCGGCAGUUUCCCCUCCCGGCUGCCCCUCCUUUAUGGGCCUGUCGCGAGUUCUGAGCGACCCUAAGAACUCCGGGCUCUCGGCACAGCAGCGGCCACUGUGGCUCCCGGGCCGCUCCUCACGUCGCUCCACCCCCUCGCUUCAUCCCCGGUUCGCUCAGAUCUCGGCGAGCCGAGCGGAGCGGGAGAGCGCGGCGGAGUGUAGCGGAACGGCCCUGAGCGAGUGAAGUUGAGUCCGGUCUAGCAGAACUCAGUGGGCCGAGCCACACCGACUAGCACGGAGCAGGGAUCAAGUGGCGGCGGCGGCCACCAUGAAGCGGGACCGGCUCGGCCGCUUCCUGUCUCCUGGGGUAGCUCGGCAGCGAGGGAGUUCGGGCGGCAGCUGUGGAAGUGGUCGGACUCGGGGUCGCCCUUCUCGCGCCGGGGGUGCGAGCGCUGAUGGGGCGGCUGCGCAACUCAGCUGGGGCUCGACGCGCUCCUGCGGGGACACAGGCGAGGACGGUACAGACGAAGCAGGAGCAGGCCGAACUCUCGCUAUGGGGCAUUGUCGCCUCUGCCAUGGGAAGUUCUCCUCACGGAGCCUCCGAGGCAUCUCUGACAGAGUGCCUGGGGAGACCUCAGAGAGACUGUCCCCAGGGGAGCGUGUCUUCAUUAGGGACUUCCAGCGUCUGCUGGGUGUUGCUGUGCACCAGGACCCAGCCCUGCCUCAGUUUGUCUGCAAGAACUGCUACACCCAAUUCUAUCAGUGCCACAACCUUCUCAGGUCCUUCUUACAGAGAAUCAAUGUCUCCCCAGCUGCCCAGCGGAAACCUUGUACAAAGGUUGGUGUUCAGCCCCCCGCAGUGGCAGAGGAGGGAGCAUGUAUGGCUGAUCUGAUCACCUCGAGUCCUCGGUGUCUGCACGGCUUGGUGGGCUGGGUGCAUGAGCAUGCAGUCAGCUGUGGGUCUCUUCCCAGCCUCCAGAGGGCGCUGUCCUCUGAGUACUGCGGCAUCCUCCAGGCUGUGUGGGGCUGCGACCAGGGCCAUGACUUCACCAUGGACACAGACUCCAGCUGCAGAGCUCUCUUUUUGGACAGUGCAUUGGCAGUGAAAUGGGCAUGGUGGGGCAAGGAGAGACCACCGCGGCUGGCCCAGAACUCAGAGUCAAACCCCACUGGAGCUGCCUCUCAGCUCUGCCAGGCCAGAGAAACCCAAGAUGGAUCUGAGACCAAGACACUGCCCAGUGUGGAUGUGGCCCUGCUGCACUCACAUGGAGACUCUGUGGGACCUGGGCUAGGCCCCUGUACAAAGCCAAACUUGGCUCCCAGUGAGGCCCCAGGGCAACUGGGUGAGAAGCAGGUUCCAUCGUCAACCUCGGAUGAUCGGGUAAAAGACGAGUUCAGUGACCUUUCUGAGGGAGACUUCCUGAGUGAAGAUGACAGUGAUAAGAAGCAAACCCCACAGUCCUCGGAUGAGUCCUUUGAGCCUUACCCAGAAAAGAAGGUCUCUGGUAAGAAGAGUGACGGUAAAGAAGCCAAGAGGCCUGAAGAGCCCAAAAUCAGAAAGAAGCCCGGGCCCAAGCCUGGAUGGAAGAAGAAGCUGCGGUGUGAGAGGGAGGAGCUGCCCACCAUCUACAAGUGUCCUUACCAGGGCUGCACCGCCGUAUACCGUGGGGCUGACGGCAUGAAGAAGCACAUUAAGGAACACCACGAGGAGGUCCGAGAAAGGCCCUGCCCACACCCUGGCUGCAACAAGGUAUUCAUGAUCGAUCGAUACCUGCAGCGACACGUGAAACUCAUCCACACAGAGGUACGCAAUUACAUCUGUGACGAAUGUGGGCAGACCUUCAAGCAGCGGAAGCACCUUCUUGUCCACCAGAUGCGCCACUCAGGAGCCAAGCCGCUGCAGUGUGAGGUCUGUGGCUUCCAGUGCAGGCAACGAGCAUCCCUCAAGUACCACAUGACCAAGCACAAAGCAGAGACUGAGCUGGACUUCGCCUGUGACCAGUGCGGCCGGAGGUUUGAAAAGGCCCACAACCUCAACGUGCAUAUGUCCAUGGUACACCCUCUGACCCAGACCCAGGACAAAGCCGGGCCUCUGGAAGCAGAGCCGCCGCCUGGGCCUCUGCGCCUCUCUGGGACCAUGGAGGGUCAGGCUGUGAAGCCCGAGCCUACCUGAGAAGUGCAGGUAGACGGCUGGGCGGCCGCUGGGCGUGGGAGCAGCUUGGACUCAGCAGGGGAUGCGAGGUUAAGGACAGCCUCACCCACGGCCCUCACCCCCCUGCCGGCACAGUUCUGCUUGCUCGUUGGAUCCCGUGCUACAUACAUCCCACCUCACAGAGCCAGCAGCCACGUGGUGGAGGGCACCCCUCUUGAGCCGAGGGUGUGUACUUCAACCUGCUCUGGUACCAGCAGUUUUAUUUUCCUAUGGACACUGAAUAAUAGGCCUGACACAGAUUAUGAAUAAUUAAUUUUUCUUUUCCUAACUAGAGCGAUCAAGGAGAUUUGUAAUCCACUUUCUAGUGUAACAAGAGCUCCACGUUAUGCUUGCAAUAAAUUAUUUACAAAGGUG